AUGAUCGCAACCAGGUCUUCCGCCCUAUAUCUCUUUGGAGACCAGAUUGCCGAUGUUCUUCCAUGCAUCCAAGACCUCAGUCGACGCGCAGCUAACUCGGACGGACUGCGUCGUUUCUUGCGCUCUGCAACGGAUAGUCUGCGCAAGGCGAUACAUCAAGCGUCCUUCCGUGAGAGACAGGCAUUUCCUUCAUGGGACUCUCUCACGGACCUUGCUACUGCCGUCGAACAUGGUGCUGCCCAUUGCCCGGCCUUGAAGGCUGCCCUUUGCUGCGUCUCUCAACUCGGCCAUGUUAUCCUCUAUCUUGAACAGUUUCCGAGAGCCUUGGAAUUCGGCUCUUCAUCUACACCCGGCCAGGAUGCCGUUCUGGGAAUCUGUACCGGCUCAAUCGCAGCCUCUGUCUUCUCUUGCUCCCGAAACAUUACUGAGCUGCAGCACAUCGCACAUCAUGCAGUGACUUUGGCCUUCCAGCUUGGACUGGAAGCAUCUCGACGAUCAGGGUAUAUUCAGCCUUCCAAAGACGCGAAGAUCAGGGGUAGCUGGUCUACUCUUGUGAGCAAUGUCGCGGUGGAAGAAGUCCGGGAGGCCGUGGCAUCAUUCAAUGCUCGGAUGCCCUCAAAGAGCAGCCGCAGAGUGUACAUCAGCGCACAUAGCGCAUCUUCAGUGACCAUUAGCGGUCCACCAUCAUACACGGCAGAGCUGCUACAGCAAGAGUCUGUCUUUCAAGGGCGAAAGACUAUUCCAUUGCCAAUCGCCGCCGCCUUCCACGCGGAGCAUCUCGAUGCAGUACCUUGGAAGAAACUCACCCAGACCUGCGUCGAUGCGCCCUUUGAGACAUUCAGGCCCAACAUGCCAUUGAUCUCGCCAAGGUCCGGUCUGCCUUAUGCUGCCGACAACCUCUCCGAACUACUGAUCCAGGUCGCCGACGACAUUCUACAACAGCCCAUUAUCCUUGAGGAAGCCGUCAAGGGGGUGGCAAGCCUGGCAAGUCCGUCCAUCUCACUCCUCUCCUUUGGCCCGACCAGCUCCAAGAAGACGAUCAUCACUUCUUUAAAAGCAAUGACCGGUAUUGAAGUGGACGACAAGAGCGAAGUGACUUUCAAAACAUCCGCGGAUGAGCCUGAUACCGAAAACGCCAUUGCCAUCGUCGGCAUGUCAGUACGUCUUCCAGGUAGUGAAACUCUCGAGGAGUUCUGGAAGGUAUUGGAGCAAGGACGAGAUCUCCAUGAAAAGAUCCGCGCAGACCGGUUCGACGUUGACACGCACUGCGACCCCACCGGAAAGAUCAGAAACACGACCUUGACUCCGUACGGAGUGUUCAUAGACCGACCAGGCUAUUUCGAUACACGCAUGUUCAACAUGUCCCCUCGAGAAGCGGCCCAGACAGACCCCCAGCAGCGAAUGCUGCUGCUGACGACAUAUGAGGCGCUGGAGAUGGCUGGAUACACUCCCAAUGGCAGCCCAUCGACCAACACUCGUCGGAUUGGCUCCUGGAUGGGCCAGACGAGUGACGACUGGAGAGAGGUCAAUGCUAGCCAGAACGUCGAUACGUACUUCAUCACAGGUGGUAUCCGUGCUUUCGGUCCCGGUCGGCUCAACUACCACUUCGGCUGGGAGGGGCCUAGCUAUUCGUUGGACACCGCCUGCUCUUCAAGUGCUGCGGCGAUUCAGCUAGCUUGCUCAGCGUUGCUUGCUCGCGAAUGCGAUACGGCUUUGGGAGGAGGCGCCAAUUUCCUCACUGCGUCUGAUCUGUUCGCUGGUCUAAGCAGGGGAAGCUUCUUGUCUAAGACCGGUGGCUGUAAGACAUUCGACCAUGAUGCCGAUGGCUAUGUCCGAGCAGAUGCCGUGGGUGUUGUUGUGAUGAAGCGCCUGUCGGAUGCAGUGGCCGAGCGUGACAACAUCCUAGCCGUUAUUAGGGCAACGGCAACCAAUCAUUCCGCCGAGGCCGUCUCCAUCACUCAUCCCCACGCAGAGACCCAAGAGCGCUUGUUUACGGCAGUCUUAGACAGGGCCGGUGUUCAGCCUCACAAUGUCGACUAUGCUGAGUUGCACGGAACUGGCACCCAGGCAGGCGACGCGACUGAGUCAAGAUCCGUGACAAACGUCCUGGCGCGCGGUCGAACUGCUUCCAAUCCUCUUUAUAUUGGAACUGUCAAACCGAACCUGGGCCACGGAGAAGCUGGCAGUGGAGUCACCUCUCUGAUCAAGGCGAUCAUGAUGCUGAGAAAGAACAUGAUCCCUCCGCACAUCGGUAUUAAAGGUCGCAUCAACCAGAAGUUGCCCAAACUCGCUGAGCUCAACACCCACAUCUCGUUCGGGAAAACUCCCUUCUUGCCCAGGGCCGAUGGCGACGGCAAGCGACGGAUCUUGAUCAAUAACUUCGAUGCGGCCGGUGGAAACACGAGCAUGCUCAUCGAAGAUCCUCCUGCCCGCCCACGGUCCGCGUCCACCGAUCCUGCUAUCCUCGAUCCCAGAGGCCACCAUGUAGUCGCGGUUUCCGCAAAGACCCCAACAUCAGCUAUUAACAACCUGCGACAAUUGCUGGCUCAUUUGAAGCAGAAUGCCGAGCUCGGGGUCCGUCUACAGGAUAUUUCCUACACAACGACCGCUCGCCGAAUGCACUACAAUGUUCGCCGUGCACUCGUCGCCUCAUCGGUCGAUGAUCUUAUCGCCAAGCUGGAAAGGCAGUCUGCAGAUGGCUCCCAGUGGGCCAAGCCUGCGAACAACCGGCCAGUGGUCUUCGCCUUCACUGGCCAAGGGUCACUGCGCGCUGGCAUGGCAAAGGAUCUGUUCACGACCCAGCCCACCUUCCGCGGAACGAUUCUGGACUGUGAUACGAUAUCAACUGCCCAUGGUUUCCCGUCGUUCUUGCCGAUCAUCGUUGAUCCUGCAAUGAGCGCCAAGUCUGCAACCCCCGUUCAGGCUCAAUUGUCUAUUGUCGCUGUCGAGCUUGCCCUCGCGGAGUUGUGGCGAUCGAUGGGUGCUGUACCCACCGCUGUGAUCGGUCAUAGCCUGGGAGAAUAUGCCGCCUUAUGUGUUGCAGGAGUCCUCUCCGUCAGCGACUGUCUCUAUCUCGUCGGAGCCAGAGCCUCCCUGAUGCUGGAAAAGUGCCAAGCUGCUUCGCACUCUAUGCUGGCGGCCCAGGAGACCGAAGGCAACCUCGAAAACAUCCUGAGCAACAAUGACAACCUGUCUGAGUGCGAAAUCGGAUGCGUCAACGGACCAACUUCCACCGUGGUCAGUGGGCCAAUUGAUCAAAUCGCUUUUUUGCACGAGCUUCUGCAGGCGGAGAAGAAGAAGUCUACUCAGCUUGAGGUUCAAUACGCAUUCCACUCGGCUCAGAUGGAACCCCUUCUCGAUGACCUCGUGAGCAUUUCUGAGACCAUCCAUUUCGCGACGCCUUCUAUUCCAUUCGCAUCUACCCAGCUGGGAACAGUAGUUACUACAGGUGGCAUUGUCGACUCCCAGUAUCUGAAGCGCCAGACCCGACAAAGGGUCCAAUUCACCCAGGCCGUGCAGGCCCUUGAGUCCCUGCACGCAGGUAACAGAGCCUCACCAGUCUGGAUAGAAAUCGGGCCAAGUCCACUUUGCCUCGGUAUGAUCCGGAACAUCGCAGGCAAGGAUCAGGUUCUCCUACCGUCCUUGAAGCGAGAUGAGGACGAUUGGAAGACCAUGACGCAAUCUAUUGCAUUGGCGUACGAUGCAGGUGUGGAUAUCGACUGGAGGGAAGUGCAUCGUCCAUAUGAGCAAGAUCUGAAUCUCCUUGAGCUGCCCAACUACGCGUUUGAUCUCAAGAACUACUGGUUGCAGUACGAGGGUGACUGGGCCAUUCGAAAGGGCGCCUCAUCCGAGACUACCCCGGUGCCGACCAAGCCUUUGCUGCCUGCUUUCUCCACGAGUGGACUUCAUCGCAUUGAGAGUCUCGUUCGCGAUGGCGAGACCGGAAUUUCGGUCACAUUUGCAUCCGAUGCAGCAGAGCCCAAGUUGAACAAGGCAUUGCGAGGCCACCUUGUUAAUGGUGCUGGUCUAUGCCCUAGCUCAGUCUAUGCCGACAUGGCAUUCACGGCGGCUGGCUAUAUCCAAAGGACCUUGGAUCCGUCGGCGGCGAUUGCUCCCAUGGACGUCCGAGACAUGGAAGUGCACAAGCCCCUUUUGAUUCAGCCAGGCGCAACAAAGCAGAUCAUCCGGGUCACUGCCACGUUGGAGCCUUCCAGUCAUUCCAUCGAGGUGAAGUUCGCAUCCGAGGACGGCGGCUCUCACCAGGACCAUGCUCAUUGCCGUGUCGAUCGCGGCGACGGUGAAGUAUGGAAGUCUGAAUGGGCGCGAACAAGCUACCUUGUCAAAUCCCGGAUGAACCAGCUGAUUAAGGACUCAAGUUGUGGAGAUGUCCACAAAGUCCUGCGACCGAUGGUAUACAAGCUGUUCGCUGCUCUGGUCGACUACGACGACAAGUACCAGGGCAUGCAGGAGGUCUACAUGGACAGCGAUCUCUUGGAGGCUACUGCCAAGGUCCGCUUCCGCACCACACCAGAAGAUGGCACCUUCACGUACAGCCCGUACUGGAUCGAUAGUCUGGCGCAUCUGUCUGGUUUCGUGUUGAAUGGUGCCGAUACUACGCCUGCCGACAGUGUGUACAUCUCGCAUGGGUGGAAGAGCAUGAAGAUCGUUGGGGAGCUCUCUGAAAAGAAGAACUACCAGAGUUAUGUGCGCAUGCAGGAGACCAAGACCAAGGGUGUCCUGUCCGGUGAUGUGUUCUUUUUGGAUGACGGUGAAGUGGUUGCUGUUUGCCAAGAGCUCAAGUUCCAGCGUAUCAAGCGCGCGAUUCUAGAUCACUUGCUACCUCCCACUCCGGCGACUGCGCCCACCGUGGUCGAGAGGAAGGUGGUCGAGAGGAAGCCUGUUCAAACUGUUACGCAGCGACCAACAACCGUCGUCAAGACAAAGACAGUUACCGCCGCGCCAAAUCACAGCAAUGUGCUCCAGAUCAUUGCUUCCGAGGUUGGUGUCGAUGUGUCUGAGCUUGCAGACGACGUUAUGUUUGCGGACUUGGGUGUCGACAGUCUUCUCACAAUCAGCAUUACUGCUCGACUGGGCAGCGAGCUCAACCAAGAGAUCCCAAGCUCGCUCUUCGUGGACUUCCCAUCAGUUCGAGAGCUUCGUGGUUAUCUCUCUCCCUCAACCGAGACCGCACCCGUGCCUUCGAAUGACAGCAGCGACAGCGGUGGCGAACCCUCCAGCAGUGACGAAGAUACCCAACCGGACACUCCGAUUACCGAAGCUGAAUCUCCCGCUAAUGGGGGCGUGAGGUCAACCGAUCACAUCAGGAAGAUCAUCGCCAAUGAACUGGAGGUUGACGUGGAUGAGAUCGAUGAGCACGUCCCUCUGGCGGAACUCGGCGUGGACAGCCUGCUCUCAAUCUCGAUCAUCAGCGCCAUCAAGACCCAAACCGGUAGGGUACUGCCGUCCAGCUUCCUGAAUGACCACCCAACCCUGGCAGAGAUCGAAAUCGCCCUUGAUGGCCGUCACGCUGCACCCGAGGUGUCACCCCCACAGCUUGCAAAGGCCCUCGAGAAGAUUCAAGAUCGAUCCAGCUCAUCAUCAUCCGAGUACAAGGCCGAAGCGAUUCUGCUUCAGGGGUCUCCUUCGGCCUCCCACGGGGCAUCGCUGUUCCUGCUGCCUGAUGGCUCCGGCAGUGCGAGCAGCUAUGUUGGGCUGCCCUCGCUAAACGCCCCCGGUCCAGUUUAUGGAUUGAACAGCCCAUUUCUGAAAUCACCAUCUUCCUUCAACUGCUCAAUCCAAGAAGUGGCCACCAUGUACGUCCGCGAGAUUCAACGCAUCCAGCCGCACGGGCCGUAUUGCUUGGGCGGAUGGUCGAUCGGCGGAUCCUUUGCAUUCGAAGCCGCGUCGCAGUUGAUCCAAAAGCACGAAAGAAUCGAGUCGCUGGUCCUAAUCGACGCCCCGUGUCCGAGUGUGUACCCACCUCUCCCAAUCGAGACAGUUGAUCUCCUCGAAACGAUCGGGGCGUUCGACGGUCUGAAGAAUGACAAGCGCGGCUCAACCACAUCGCAGCAGAGCUCCAUUCCUCGGACAGUCCGCGAACAUUUCAUCGGCUCAAUCAAGGCACUGAAAGCCUACGAACCCAAGCCAAUCCCUUUCUCGAGCCAAGGACCUAAGUCGGUCCUGGCUCUGUGGGCGCAGAACGGAGUCUGGGAGACAGUGGGCGAAGCUAAGAAGUCUCAAUUCCAAGAUCUAGCCCGCAUUCGCGGAAACCAAGCCGAAGAUUGGAUCCUGGACCCACGAGGAAAUGCCGGGCCCAACGGCUGGGAUAGUUUAGUGUCGGGAGUCCCCAUGACAUGCGCAGUGAUUCCCGGCGAUCACUUCACGAUGAUGAGAAACCCCGGCGUGAAAGAGCUGGGCGCCAAAUUGGCAGAGACAUUGCGGUGA
Messenger RNA from Penicillium egyptiacum, 6444 nucleotides. The record is from the annotation of a GenBank genome assembly. Lineage: Eukaryota; Fungi; Ascomycota; Eurotiomycetes; Eurotiales; Aspergillaceae.